This is a messenger RNA of Solenopsis invicta (red fire ant), 2345 nucleotides long. Its product is annotated as E3 ubiquitin-protein ligase RNF216. The coding region runs from base 499 to 2271 and encodes 590 amino acids. The record is from RefSeq and is a predicted model, not a curated record. The transcript has 7 exons. Lineage: Eukaryota; Metazoa; Arthropoda; Insecta; Hymenoptera; Formicidae.
UUUCACUAAAUUUUACAGAAACUUUAGCUGUAGAACACGUUGCGUCUAGUGUUACAUUUUCAAAUAUAACGUUCAAAUACUCGAACGUUCAAAUGCUCGCGAGGAUAAUAUUUUCUAUCUCGGCUGUCCAUCUUUUCUAUCUUGGUUGUUCACUUUCGUGCUCACAGCACUUGUAAACAUCAUUUGUCCUUGUUUAUAAACGAGGAUGAAACGAUGUUUACAGCGCGAGAACGUUCCAAGUAAACGCACCCCAGUAUCUUGUCUUCUCUGUAGCGAGUAAGAGUCGUUUGGCCACGUUGCGAUUUCAAUUCGCGGUGGAAAAAUUUAGGCACCGGCCAGUGAAUGCCUAUGGUUAAUCGCAACGUGGUCAAAUAAAUUUUCGUGAAAGUUUCUUCUACAUACAUCAGCACAGUUUGAAUUCUACAUUUACGUGCGAAUUAUAAUGAUAACUCGUUCUCAGGCGCUGCACAGCUCAAACAAUUUUCGUUACUAGCCAAUAUGUAUACUGUUGCAAAUAAUAUACAACGGAAACAAGGUAUAACGAAGAAUACCGAUAAAAAUAUAAAAAUAAAUAUGAAGGAAAAGAGGCCGAAACUCUUACUAGAAGAUGUUAACCAUAACGAAAUAAUACUAAAUGAGAAAGCUGCUAGUAUGUAUUUCAAACUAAUACCUAUGUUCACGAGCAUCAAGACUCAUUACAUCAAAAGUUUGUGCCAUACACACGUUAAAGAUGAGCCAAAUCAAAGACCGGAUGAAUUGUUGGACACUUUAAUUGAGAUGUUGCUCAACUGUGACAAACAGUAUUUAAAUGAUGUUGAGCCAAUUCGGCAAAUCGAAAAAGAACCCAAUCCGGCGUAUGAUAUAAAUGAGAAAUAUAAGGAUUUAUUGAUGAUAUUCCCUCAAGCAGAUCCUGCAUACUUAAGAAACAAGGUUGAAGAAAUGUACAAUGAUGAACAAUUUAAUACAUUUGUUCAAGCAAAAUUGGAAAACCCUGAUUUUCCAACAAAACAGCAAUAUCUGGAAAAAAAGAAGGUCACAGAACAACAAACGCAAUACACUACAGAUUUCAAAGUGGAAAAUUUUUUAAAAAUUUUUCCAGAUCCAUUUUCGCACUUCGAAAAUGAUAAGAGAAUCUGCCAAUUUAAUUUGGAUGCAGCGGACUUUCUCAAAAAUCAUUACAACACAUUGAAGGUAAAUACUUUGAUGACGGCAUAUCGUCAACAUAAUCAUAAUCUAAGUUUAACUGCAAAGGCUGUGGAAGCGCUCAGUCCUAAUUUGAAAUCUAAACGAAAAUACAAUAAAAAUUUGGAUGUACCAGAAAACAUACCAAUUCUUCAGGAGUGUGCCUUCAUCCAACACAAAACAGAGAUUAAAAAUUAUUUAGCUAAGAUAAAAGCAAUAGAAGAAGAAGAAUUUGAAAAGCUUAAGACACAAAAUGAACUGUUGGAAUGUCAGUGUUGUUAUGAUAACGAAUGUAUGCCAUCAAAGUGUUCCACGUGCGAGGACGGUCAUGUAUUUUGCAAUUCAUGUAUUAUACAGAGUGUAGAUGUGACAUUAGGAGAUGGCAAAACGCGCAUCAAUUGCUUGUUACAUUGCGACAGUGAAUUUCCUAUGUCUGUACUUCAGCGAGUGCUGCCGCCAACUAAAUUUAGUAUUUUACUUUGCAAGCAGCAAGAGGCUGAGGUAGAAGCUGCUGGAAUUGAAGGUUUAGUGUCAUGCCCAUUUUGUCAUUUUGCAUCUAUACCACCGCCUGAAGAUAAAAUUUUCAAAUGCCUCAAUCCAGAAUGCAUGAAAGAAUCUUGCCGAUUAUGCAAGAAACUUAAUCACAUACCACGGAAAUGCGAAUCGGAAAUUGAAAAAAAAUCGGAGGCCGCACGUUUGUACUUGGAAGAGAAGAUGACCGAAGCUUUGGUACGAAAAUGCUACCGUUGUAAUCGAAUAUUUUACAAGGAAGAAGGUUGUAAUAAAAUGGAAUGUAUUUGUGGGGCCAAAAUGUGUUAUAUAUGUAAUAAACCAGUAACCGACUAUAAGCAUUUUCAAGGUCAGGGAGCAGAACCUUCAAAUCUCUGUCCAUUAUGGAGUGAUAAUAAGCGUAUGAAUGCCAAGUCUGUAAUCAAAGUUUGUCGGGAAACUGUGAAUCAGAUGAAAGAAAAAGAUCCUGACAUUGAUAUAAAUAUUGAUGCCUUUUUACCAAAGUUACCGCCUAAGAGCAAAGGACCUCAUGAAAAUAUUGCUAAUCCAAGGAUGCCCAACAGGAAUGCGAGGCCAUGAUAACAUUGCGUUAUUAUUAAUAAAAUUUUAAAACAAUACGUUUUUAACAAAUUAAUUUAUAAUAUCUGAAAUAA